Molecule: messenger RNA, 423 nt
Organism: Botrytis porri
Lineage: Eukaryota; Fungi; Ascomycota; Leotiomycetes; Helotiales; Sclerotiniaceae
Exons: 2
Coding region: 1-423 (140 amino acids)
Source: RefSeq, a predicted model, not a curated record
AUGGCAUCAUCAAACUCCCUGGGCUGGUGUACUUCCGCUCUGGUAUCACUUUCCGAGGGGGGAGAAUAUGAACUUUUUAUCCAUGCAAACGGGUCUACGCGGUUACAACUUGAUUUAGUGAAAGCGGCAGGGUCGAAAAGAGUCUUUGAAAUGUUGUUUUCGAGUCAGUUGGUGGGGGUUUAUGAACUGGGGAGAGAGAGUUAUGAGUGGGUGAUGGCGGUGUUGGGGUUGCAGCCCGGGGAAUGUGUGGUGGUGGCGGCGCAUACGGGGGAUUUGAGGGGAGCGAGGAGGGUGGGGAUGAGAACGAUUUAUGUGAGGAGGUGGACGGAUGAUAUUAGUGAGGAUCAGCAGGUUAUGAAAAGAGAAAAUGAUGCGUAUUUGGAGGAUAUGGAGGAUUUGGAAAGGGUAAUUGGGGAGUUAUAG